AUGUCAGCUCUAUCGCCUGCUCAAAGGCAACAAGCCAUUGGGUUAUACAAACGUAUUCUUCGAACAGCUCGUCAAACAUUUGCCGGAGAUUUGGCAACUGCAUCAGCAUGGCGUAAAAUGGUACGAAAUGAAUUCGUUGAAUCAAAAUCUGAAACAGAUUCUGAAAAGAUUGAUCAAAGUUUCACAAAAUGGGAAGAUGUGAUUAAGGUACUACAACAAAAUGUCGUUCAAGGAGAAUUGAACGAUAAAAAAUCCGCUUUUCAACUUAAAUUUCGACCUGAAACAGAAUUAGGAUCGAAUGAGAGCAUCAAAGCUUCCAGAGAGAAACAAAUGGAAGAGUUACGAGCAAACAAAGGAAAGCUAGCUUGCGGAGGCGGAGGCGGAACAUUUUCUACAAGUGCAAUUCUAGCUGCAAAAAAUAUCGAAAAGUCCAAAGACUCCAAACCAUCUGAAGAAUUAUGGGCUAAUAGCACAAUUCCAAGACCAGUACCUCAUUUUGGAACAUUGACAGUAUUGUCUGACGGUUCAACCAUUCAAUUGCAUACAACAUCACCUCGUGGAGUUACUCGUCUAACGCGUGAUCCAACAAAUCAUCCUUUAUGGAAUCCCAAAUCCGAUGCUCGUGGUGCGGGUGACGAAGAUGAAAGUGGAAGGAUGGCACGAUUCCGUAGAAAAUUCGGUGGAGCGGAGGAAUCAGCAGCUACAGAGGCUACAACAACAUCGUCACCUCAAAAAGCAGCAUCUCCUUCACGAGGUGGAUUCAGCGAAGAUGACUUUGAAUGGAUGAGUGUUGGAGGUCGUGAAGCAAAAGGCAAGGCACAACAACCUGCCAAGAAAGGUGCUGUCGGUAAGGGCAAAGGAAAGAAGUAA
Molecule: messenger RNA, 870 nt
Organism: Meira miltonrushii
Lineage: Eukaryota; Fungi; Basidiomycota; Exobasidiomycetes; Exobasidiales; Brachybasidiaceae
Exons: 2
Coding region: 1-870 (289 amino acids)
Biological process (GO): mitochondrial respiratory chain complex III assembly
Source: RefSeq, a predicted model, not a curated record